Molecule: messenger RNA, 2346 nt
Organism: Penicillium nucicola
Lineage: Eukaryota; Fungi; Ascomycota; Eurotiomycetes; Eurotiales; Aspergillaceae
Product: Zn(II)2Cys6 transcription factor
Exons: 2
Coding region: 1-2346 (781 amino acids)
Biological process (GO): DNA-templated transcription; positive regulation of transcription from RNA polymerase II promoter by galactose
Cellular component (GO): nucleus
Molecular function (GO): zinc ion binding; RNA polymerase II cis-regulatory region sequence-specific DNA binding; DNA-binding transcription factor activity, RNA polymerase II-specific
Source: RefSeq, a predicted model, not a curated record
AUGUUCUCCACAUUCUCCGCCCUCAACUCCACUGAUCAUCCGGAACAGCCCGCUGCGCCCCGUCCCAAGCGGAAUCAGGUUGCGAGAGCCUGCGACUGGUGUCGCCUCAAUCGCAUCAAGUGUGACGACAGGCUGCCAUGCCAAAAUUGCAAGAGUCGUGGUGGUCACUGCAGUAAUACCAAGCAAUUUGAAUCCCAUUCUCUCAAGGCUGCGAAUCGGGAAAUCCAUCGACUGCGAAACCAACUCAAAGACUUUCAGAAGGAAAUGGAUACACUGACCCAAGAAUCGAAAACACAGCCUGGAGACACCAAGCAUCCGUCCCGACAACCCUUGAAUACGUCGAAUUUCUCUUCUGGCACUGCAUCCGCCGAGCUUCCAGAAACACAUCGCGUGACAUGGGAUGGGUUUCAAAAUCCAGAGGCGCGAACAGGACGCGUGAUCCAUUUUGGUCCUUUCUCCUCGCCAUACAUGGUGAUGCGCCUGAACCGUUAUAUGUCCCAAUCUUCCCACGAACAGCCUCUCAAAUUUCCUCUGCCGAUCCGUAUCUCACAGAUAAACCGAUACUACCCCACACAUUCCCUAGGACAGUUUGCAGAUGAGACGGAACAGUCCACCCUUCGCCUAGGACCGGCCGAGGCCGAGAACCUACCGCGGGAGGAGGAAGAGAACUUCUUGGUCCUCAUGUGGCAAUCUUAUCAUUGCAUAUAUCCUAUUGUCUCAGAGGAGGAAUUCCGAGAUUAUUAUAAUUCUCUUUGGACUGGAACCAACGACCAAGGCCCCCGUCGGCCGUCUGCCCUAGUUGACAGCUUGUUGGCCGUCUGCAUGCAGUAUGGCAGUAUCUUUAUGGGAGAUGAGGAGAACAUGGAAAAUGGCGCUGAACAGUCGCCAGCUGCACAUUUUCAUACAGCUGCACAUACCUUCUACGACCGAAGCCAGCGCAUGCUGAUGGAAACCCUGGAGCACCCCACCAUCCAGACCCUGCAGAGUCAGAUUUACUGCAUAAUAUAUUCCUACAACAUCUCGAAUCUAGAUACCGCUCUUGUACUUCUUGGAACUGGAAUCAGAAUCGCCCAUAUGCUCCGGUUACACCUCCGUCCUCUAGGUGAUCUGCCAAGGGCAACACAAGAGCUGCAUUCUCGGAUUUGGUGGACCUUGUACCAGUUGGACAGUCAGAUCUCAAUGUCGCUCGGCCGUCCACCGCUAAUAAACCCGGCUGACGCCGGCUGUGCGAUCCCCACAGAUAUGCGUGAUGCAGUGCAGUUGUCAGGCACUGUGUUGGUAUCACCUCCCGAGGAAGAACUAACAUGGCUCAGCUUUCAUGUACAGUAUGUCCGCCUGACAGCUGCAGCACGUCGAGUUCAAGAAGUAUUUGCAGCGCGCUGCGACGAGGACUUACAAGAGAAAGAUAUACAAGACAUCCAAGAAGAUCCGCCUGCUCUCGAGCUACUCGCAAGAUUCAUGAGCAGCGAAAUUCGCACUAUGUAUGAUUGGGUGCAGGCCGUGCCGCCGUCUCUCAAAAAUCAACGUAAAGGCGAAGGCGAGGCCCUUUCAACAGACCGCACAUCACUCAAUUUAAACCCGGCUAGCCCACUAUGGCUACAGCGUCAACGACUUCUGUUGGAAAUCACAUAUCACCAUCUUCAAAUCGCCACCCUCCGCCCAUUUAUUCGCUUCCCUCCACGAGGGCCAUCUCUCACGCCACUGACUGAUGGUCUCGGAAUCUCUGCUCUGAACCACGCUGUCGUGUUGACCAAUAUACUGAAACAUGUCCUAUCAGAGACAGACAUCCUGUCUGGUUGGACCCCGGCUUUCCAAUACCAGUGGGACGCCACUAUCUGCAUCAUAUCAUUCGUGCUGGCCAACCCAGUGUGCCCACCCACGCCAGCCGCACGGAAUGUCCUACCAGCAGCUUUCGAAAAUUUGAACACCCUCGGCAAGCCCUUUGCCCCUGGACCUAACUCGAUCCGGCUUGCAUGGGAGCAAUUCCGUUCUAGCUCCACUCGGCGUGGGUGGUCCCAGUUGACGCCUCCUAGCCAGAGCGCCUUUGAUACAGCCGGGGCUCCGGGGUCUGUGCCUGCUACAGGCAUUGAUACAAACGGCAUGCAGUUCAUUGGGAAUGGCAUGAUGGGUUCCAUCCCGCAGUCCAAUGAUUCAUUCUCAACCAAAUCACCCUCGAAUGCAAUGCUGGGGAACGAAUAUAUGGGUCCAGCAGUUAUGACUCCUCCCAUGCACCUGAUGGAUGCAUCUUUUAACCUACCUAUCGAUAUGUUCAUGGGGACCGAGAACCGAUGGAUGUCGAAUGAUGCUGUGCCCCUGGAUACUUGGAAUACCUCUGACGCUCAAUAA